ACGCAAGAGAAGAGAAAGGAAAGUUAUGCUAUUUACAUCUACAAUGUUUUGAAACAAGUUCACCCAGAUGUCGGAGUUUCAAGCAAAGCUAUGAGCAUCAUGAACUCAUUUGUCAACGACAUCUUUGAGCGCAUUGCUUCCGAAGCUUCGCGUUUGGCUCUUCAAAACAAAAAGUCGACCAUCUCUUCUCGUGAAAUUCAAACCGCAGUACGUCUUCUCUUGCCUGGAGAACUUGCAAAACACGCAGUCAGUGAAGGAACAAAAGCCGUCACAAAAUACACAAGCAGCAAGUAAAC
Hydractinia symbiolongicarpus is the source of this 296-nucleotide messenger RNA. RefSeq names its product histone H2B.3. The record is from RefSeq and is a predicted model, not a curated record. Gene Ontology annotation, cellular component: nucleosome. Gene Ontology annotation, molecular function: protein heterodimerization activity; DNA binding; structural constituent of chromatin. NCBI's taxonomy places the organism in Eukaryota, Metazoa, Cnidaria, Hydrozoa, Anthoathecata, Hydractiniidae. The transcript has a single exon. The annotation marks the transcript as partial.